Molecule: messenger RNA, 3105 nt
Organism: Enhydra lutris kenyoni (northern sea otter)
Lineage: Eukaryota; Metazoa; Chordata; Mammalia; Carnivora; Mustelidae
Product: connector enhancer of kinase suppressor of Ras 2
Exons: 22
Coding region: 1-3105 (1034 amino acids)
Biological process (GO): regulation of signal transduction
Cellular component (GO): membrane; cytoplasm
Molecular function (GO): protein binding
Source: RefSeq, a predicted model, not a curated record
AUGGCUCUGAUCAUGGAACCCGUGAGCAAAUGGUCUCCGAGUCAAGUAGUGGACUGGAUGAAAGGUCUUGAUGACUGUUUGCAGCAGUAUAUUAAGAACUUCGAGAGGGAGAAGAUCAGUGGAGAUCAGCUGCUUCGUAUUACGCAUCAGGAGCUAGAAGAUCUGGGGGUCAGCCGCAUUGGCCAUCAGGAAUUGAUCUUGGAAGCAGUUGACCUUCUGUGUGCACUGAAUUAUGGCUUGGAAACAGAAAAUCUGAAAACCCUUUCUCACAAGCUGAAUGCAUCUGCCAAAAAUCUGCAGAAUUUUAUAACCGGGAGGAGAAGGAGCGGCCAUUAUGAUGGGAGAACAAGCCGAAAAUUGCCAAAUGACUUUCUGACUUCGGUUGUGGAUCUGAUAGGAGCAGCCAAGAGUCUGCUUGCCUGGUUGGACAGGUCACCAUUUGCUGCUGUCACAGACUACUCAGUUACAAGGAAUAAUGUCAUACAGCUCUGCUUGGAAUUGACAACAAUAGUGCAACAGGACUGUACUGUGUAUGAAACAGAGAAUAAAAUUCUUCAUGUGUGUAAAACUCUUUCUGGAGUCUGUGACCACAUCAUAUCCCUGUCAUCGGAUCCUCUGGUUUCACAGUCUGCACACCUGGAAGUGAUUCAGCUGGCAAACAUCAAACCAAGUGAAGGGCUGGGUAUGUAUAUUAAAUCAACAUAUGAUGGCCUCCAUGUAAUUACUGGAACUACAGAAAAUUCACCUGCAGAUCGGUGCAAGAAAAUCCAUGCUGGAGAUGAAGUGAUUCAAGUUAAUCAUCAGACUGUGGUGGGGUGGCAGUUGAAAAAUUUGGUGAAUGCACUACGAGAGGACCCGAGUGGUGUUAUCUUAACUUUGAAAAAGCGACCUCAGAGCAUGCUUACCUCAGCACCAGCUUUACUGAAAAAUAUGAGAUGGAAGCCCCUUGCUCUGCAGCCUCUUAUACCUAGAAGUCCCACAAGCAGCGUUGCCACGCCUUCCAGCACCAUCAGUACACCAACCAAAAGAGACAGUUCUGCUCUCCAGGAUCUCUACAUCCCCCCUCCUCCUGCAGAACCAUAUAUUCCCAGGGAUGAAAAAGGAAACCUUCCUUGUGAAGACCUCAGAGGACAUAUGGUUGGCAAGCCAGUGCAUAAGGGAUCUGAAUCACCAAAUUCAUUUCUGGAUCAGGAAUAUAGAAAGAGGUUUAAUAUUGUUGAGGAAGAUACUGUCUUAUAUUGCUAUGAAUAUGAAAAAGGAAGAUCAAGUAGUCAAGGAAGACGAGAAAGCACCCCGACUUAUGGCAAGCUACGACCUAUAUCUAUGCCAGUGGAAUAUAAUUGGGUGGGGGACUAUGAAGAUCCAAAUAAGAUGAAGAGAGAUAGUAGAAGAGAAAACUCUCUACUUCGAUACAUGAGCAAUGAAAAAAUUGCUCAAGAAGAGUACAUGUUUCAGAGAAACAGCAAAAAAGACACAGGGAAGAAGUCUAAAAAGAAGAGUGAUAAGAGUAAUAGCCCGACUCACUAUUCAUUGCUACCUAGUUUGCAAAUGGAUGCACUGAGACAGGACAUCAUGGGCACGCCUGUGCCAGAGACCACACUAUACCAUACAUUUCAGCAGUCCUCACUGCAGCACAAAUCAAAGAAGAAAAACAAAGGUCCUAUAGCUGGCAAGAGCAAAAGACGAAUUUCUUGCAAAGAUCUUGGCCGGGGUGACUGUGAAGGUUGGCUUUGGAAAAAGAAAGAUGCAAAGAGUUAUUUUUCACAGAAAUGGAAGAAAUAUUGGUUUGUCCUAAAGGAUGCAUCCCUAUACUGGUAUAUUAAUGAGGAGGAUGAAAAAGCAGAAGGAUUCAUCAGUCUGCCUGAAUUUAAAAUUGAUAGAGCCAGUGAAUGCCGCAAGAAAUAUGCUUUCAAAGCCUGUCAUCCUAAGAUCAAAAGCUUUUAUUUUGCUGCUGAACAUCUUGAUGAUAUGAACAGAUGGCUUAACAGAAUCAAUAUGUUGACUGCGGGAUAUGCAGAAAGAGAGAGGAUUAAGCAAGAACAAGAUUACUGGAGUGAGAGUGACAAGGAAGAGGCAGAUACUCCAUCAACACCCAAACAGGACAGCCCUCCACCCCCCUACGAUACAUACCCACGGCCUCCCUCUAUGAGUUGUGCCAGUCCUUACGUGGAAGCAAAACACAGCCGGCUCUCUUCCACAGAGACCUCUCAGUCACAGUCCUCCCAUGAGGAGUUUCGCCAGGAAGUGACCGGGAGCAGUGCGGUGUCCCCCAUUCGCAAGACAGCCAGUCAGCGCCGCUCCUGGCAGGAUUUAAUCGAGACGCCCCUGACAAGCUCAGGAUUACACUAUCUUCAGACUCUACCCCUGGAGGAUUCUGUCUUCUCUGACUCUGCGGCCAUCUCCCCGGAGCACAGGCGGCAGUCCACUCUUCCAACUCAGAAGUGCCACCUACAGGAUCACUAUGGGCCGUACCCCCUGGCCGAGAGCGAGAGAAUGCAAGUGUUAAAUGGAAAUGGGGGCAAGCCUCGAAGUUUUACUCUGCCUCGAGAUAGCGGGUUCAACCACUGCUGUCUGAAUGCGCCGGUUAGUGCCUGUGACCCGCAGGAUGACGUACAGCCCACAGAAGUGGAGGAAGAGGAGGAGGAGGAGGAGGAGGAAGGGGAGGCAGCAGGGGAAAACAUAGGAGACAAAAGUGAAAGUAGGGAGGAAAAGUUAGGAGAUUCAUUGCAAGAUUUAUACAGGGCAUUGGAGCAAGCCAGUCUGUCACCACUGGGAGAACAUCGCAUUUCAACCAAGAUGGAGUACAAGCUAUCAUUUAUAAAGAGAUGUAAUGACCCUGUAAUGAAUGACAAACUACACAGGCUGAGAAUUCUCAAAAGCACUUUAAAGGCCAGAGAAGGGGAAGUAGCCAUUAUUGAUAAAGUCCUAGACAAUCCAGACUUGACAUCUAAAGAAUUCCAACAAUGGAAGCAGAUGUACCUGGAUCUUUUCUUGGAUAUCUGUCAAAACACCACCUCAAAUGACCCAUUAAGUAUUUCUUCUGAAGUAGAUGCGAUCACUUCCUCUCUCACACACACUCACUCGUACAUUGAAACACAUGUGUAA